Trichomycterus rosablanca is the source of this 467-nucleotide messenger RNA. RefSeq lists its product as uncharacterized. The transcript is spliced from 4 exons. Lineage: Eukaryota; Metazoa; Chordata; Actinopteri; Siluriformes; Trichomycteridae. The record is from RefSeq and is a predicted model, not a curated record. Bases 5 to 430 code for a protein of 141 amino acids.
AAGGAUGCUGAGAAGCAAGCUGAAUGCAUGUCUGUUUGUUUCUGAAAACUUUAGAGGGUAUGCAUCCCCUAAAUCCACACCUACUAAUGACCCAGAAGUUACCAGUAAAACAGUAGAAACAGAAGCCAGUGCUAUGAAUUCCAGACCAGCUAGCAAACCAUGCCGCAUCUCCAGCAGUGAAGCUGCAUCUCUUUCUCUGGCACAGCGAAAGGGACCCCUGCCACCCAUCCCUUCCUAUGCACAAAAAAACAAAUCUGUUUCGGCUCCCAUGGACGAUGACGUGAUUAACAUUCUACUCCCCCCACCAUUUCCAGCCCCCAGACUGAUCAUUGCUUCAGCAGGAGUCAAGAAACGUGCUAGUUUUUCGCCAAGAGGAAAUUAUGCAGCCUGUAGAACCUUGGAUUUUUCAGAUGACAUUUAUGUGGAUUAAGCAUUUCUUUCACUACAAUGGAGCUCCAUCAUCCAAU